AUGGCCGGCUAUCAGAAUGGACAGCCCUACUAUCCUUCCAACAAUCAUCCUUCAUCCGGUCAAAAUACCGCCCAAGCGCCUUAUGGCUCUCAACCCAUAUACCCAUCGCGACCUCUCGAACGCACCCCUAGUUUCGAUGCCGGAGAUGAUGAGCGAUUCUUUGAUGGAGAUCAGACAGAUGGGGCAGCCCAGGGAUAUCCAACAUAUACGGGACCGGCUGGGGCCAGCUCUCCAGUGAAUAGAACUCAAUCGGCCAAUAUCCAUCAAUCCGCGUCUGGUCCUUUCAGGACGAACACGCAACAUACCGCAUUAAGUGGAUAUCAACACCAAUAUCAACCGGGGGUGCCCGCUCAUGCACCCUAUAAUCCCGCGCAAUAUCAACAGCAGCAGACCACAUACAAUCCGCAGGCAUAUGUCACACCCCAGUCGGCGCAUACAACCAGCCCCUAUCAACCAUACGUCCCUGCCGCGUACGGCGACCCCAACCGCGCUCGUCGCACUUCCGUGUACAACAGCUACGGAUAUUACGAUGCAAACUCCCAGGUCAAUUAUUCUUCUUCACAGCCUCCCCCACCGCCUCCGCGCUCGGAACAGCAGUCAUAUCCCCCAACACAAUCAUACGGUGCCUACCAGCACGAUGCCGCUCAACAGUACCCUCCCCGUCAUCCUAGUACAUCUUCCACCGGCCAAAGCUAUUCUACAUAUUCUCCACCGGCUCCCGCUCCUCCGCCACACGAUCCUUCCCUCUCGGGCCGGCCUUACUCGGGCUCUACGAGCAUUUCGGAGGGAGGAUAUGCACAUUCUUCGGCAGUAUCUGCUCCAUAUCAUAGUUCGAGCUUGGCGGCGUAUUCAUCAUCUGAUGUAAAUCGAAAUUCUUCGUUUGCAAGUCGGAUGAGCAGCCAAUCUGCUUUAACCCAACCUACCAUCCCUCCUCCACCCAAUCGACAGCCUUCGAACAGAUCUCCUCAACGCACGAAUACUCUCGACCGUCAUCCACAAGGAAGAUCUCUCCCUGGUGUUCCAUCUGAAUCCGAAUCCGACAAUGAUUAUUUUCAGUCGGGUGAGCCUCAAGAUCUUGCAGCGCGAAACGCUGUCCCGCCAGGCUAUGAUGACUUGAUGCACCAUCUGGACGAGGCAAUCGAGGGCACUUCGAGUCAUGCCAGAUCUGCCAGUGACCAGAGGUACCGUGAGUCUAGAGAUGAGGGACCGGACUUCCCGCAGCCGUCCCCACGGCUCCCGGUCUCGCCAGACGAGGUCCCGACGCAUCUCAAUGGCAAUAUUGCGUCUACAGGAGACACGUACAUCAACUAUGGAGCAUUUACUGACGACAGUGAUGCUGAAGCGGCUGCUGGCCUUGCUGCGAUGCAGGCAUUGGACGAACAAGAAAGGCAAGAGGACGCGCGCAGGCGCAGCGGCUCAGCUACUCUCUUUCCAAGCCAGCCUCGCGCCGACGAAGACAUGCCUCGGAUGUCUUCACAGGAACAGAGCAGCGACAGCGACUACGCAGGUUAUGAUUUAAGUCUUGCAGGCGGGGGCUAUGCACCAGACGUAUCCUAUAGCGAAUCAACUGUGUCUAAUUACGCAGCCGCUGCUGCGAUGCCGCAAAGCGAGCUGUAUGGGCGACUGAACACACGAAUGGAUUCAGUCCGCAGCUCGGGCGUGUCAUCAGAAGGAAGAGAGUCCCAAACAAGUGGAUUUGAGUCAAUCCCGCCGGUGGAGACUCUCCAUCCAUUUUCUCCUAUCCACAAUGUUGCUCGGGUGGACACGGGGGGCACGGGUGGUCUAACAGAACCGAGUUCGCACCUCAGGCGACUGAGUUAUGAAGACGGAGAUGAGACAACGUUGAUGGAUUCAGAGACUGGAGGACACUCAGGAGACACAAGCCCAUCACGGGAAUCAAUGCCCGACCUUUUCUUCCAUCCGGGUAUGAGUCAGCAGCGGCCGUUACCACCCCCUCCUUCACACUCAGAUCCCGGUUUGCGAAUCCCACAUUUGAUCCCCGCUGGUACUUACACCCAACAAAGUCGAUUCUCUCAGUACACCGAUCCCGCUACGCGUGGUUAUCCGUCUGCUCCAGAUGCGUACUCAGCCUCUUUGCUCAGCCCAUCAUCCGUGCCUCGUUCCACCUCAUUGUCAAGUACACGAAGUGCACCAAAAGCGGACUAUCCGAUACGCUCGAAAACAGAUGCGGACCGCCAGAAGCUAUUGCGGCAACAAGAUCGGCCGGUGUCUGACCUCUAUGAUAUCGUCAGCCCACAAUCUGCGGUCGCGUUGGAUCUUCCAGCGAUUCCAAAGAAACGUUACAAUCCAGCCAAACUGACAGCUGACCAAUUUAAGAAAUGCUCUGAGCCUUGGGCUCUUAGCUCUGUUUUGGCAUGGAUUAAGGAGCUGGCCGAAGAGGAAGCUGAUUUGAAAGAGAACAACAUCGCGGAGGGCAUUGUGGCCCUUUUUAUGCACAAAGUACCAACAAUGUACAUUACUGAGGCUGAAGGUCUGGGAGAACGAGUUGUGAAAGAGAUGUUGGCUGCGAAUGCACUCGUGAGAGAAGAGGAGUGGGUCAAAUUCGGACCUGGCACGAUGUCUGGGGUUCUCUAUCAACUGACCGGGACCGGAUGUUAUUCCUCAAAGCUGCAUUUGUAUCACACCCGAGGACGUUGCUAUUCGUACCACUGCAUGAGGACGUUGAAAAAGCUUGAUCUCGAUGCUUUACCAGUCGAAAAGAAGUCCGAAGACUGGACUACGUUCUACAAACUCAAGAAAGAGGAUCUCGAGAACCACGACAAGAAGGAGAUUGAACGUCAAAAUGUUCUCCAUGAAAUCGUCACCAGCGAAGAUCUCUACAUCAGCCAACUAGACGUACUGCGGGUUCUUUAUCGGGACCGACUUUCGGCUACUCAGCCACCCAUCGUCCUCACCAAAAAGCUCCCGACAUUUUUGAGGGAAGUGUUUGGCGGCGUUGAUAAGGUGAAGAAAGUCAAUCAAGACUAUCUCUUGGGACAGCUCAAAUAUAGACAAACUGAGCAAGGACCUUGGAUAGUAGGGUUCAGCGACAUUUUCCGUGAAUGGAUCAGGAAAGCUCGAGCUGUGUACGUCGAGUACGCCUCAAAUUUCCCCCGUGCAGAUUAUCUCAUGCGUCGAGAGGCGGAAAGGAAUAUUCACUUCAAAAAUUUCCUUGACCAAGCUCGAGAAGACAAACGUUCAAAUCGAUUGGGUUGGGACAAUUAUCUCAAGGCUCCUAUCACCAGAUUGCAACGCUACAGUCUACUUCUCUCCACGGUGCAGAAGAAUAUGUUGAAAGAGUCCGAAGAGAAAAACAAUCUCGCAUAUGCCUUGGAUGAAAUCCGAGCUGCCACUUUUGAAUGUGACUCCAAAUAUGCCGAAAUGACCAAAAAGAUGGAAUUGAUCGAGAUGCAAAACAAGUUGAGACUUCGGCCUCCCAUGGAGAAAGAGGUGGAGCUCAAUCUCGAUCACCUGGGCCGAGAAAUCAUUUUUCGGGGUGAAUUGCAACGCGCCGGCGGCAAAGGUUUUCAAUGGGUGGAUACGCAUGCAAUCCUCUUUGACCAUUACUUGGUCCUAGCCAAACCUCUGAGCCGCGAUCGCAAGGAAGGGUAUUAUGACGUUUCAAAAGUUCCAAUCCCGAUGGAUUUGCUCGUGUUGGAAAGCUCCAACGAACCCGCGGUGGUGAAGUCUUCAGUCAAGGGAAUUGGUGCGGUUACCACGACCGUGGUGCCUCGAGGCCAAACCACUCCUGAUUCUCGAAUUGCAAGGGCGCAGUCCUCAGCAAGCGGUGGCGCGGCAGGCCCCUUGUCACACACAAGCACCAAUCUCUCGAUAGGGUCGGGAAACACGAGUCAGUCCAUGGUCCCAAUCACCACUCUCGACAGCGGAAGUUCCAAAGAGGAAAAGAUCAUGUACCCUUUCCGUGUGAAGCAUUUGGGUAAAACCGAGACAUACACUCUCUAUGCUCCCAGCGCACAAAAUCGACAAGAUUGGUGUGAAGCCAUCAUUCAAGCCAAAACGAGACACGCCGAAGCACUGUUCUCUCAGAACGCUGAGCCGUUCAAACUUAGGGUCCUUGCUGACACUGCUUUCGGCUACGAGGGAAUUAGUUAUCCCGCGAAACGAAUCCUGAUCCGCGGUACACCAUUAGACAGGGCCAUCCAAGAGGCCGAGAAGAAAUUUGAGGGUCAGGGCCGACCAGCACCGGUUUGCAGAGCCCCGGUGAAUUGCGCCACUGUGUUCAAUCAACCAUACGGUAGACUUAUGUGCGCUGUGGGCACCGACUAUGGCGUGUUCAUCUCCGAAUAUCAAAAUUCUCGGGGAUGGGUGAGGGCUAUCCAAAUGCAGCGAGUGUCACAAAUUGCAGUUCUGGAAGAGUUUAACCUGUUUCUGCUCAUUUCAGACAAGGCACUUAUUGCCUAUCAUCUUGACGUUGUUUGUCCGCCCUCUGGUAACCCGGUUGCUCAGGGCGAUGCCUCAAGUCGCAAAGCGCCUCAGAAAUUGUCCGGCUCCAAGGAUAUUGGAUUCUUCGUGACUGGUCGGAUGAAGGAGAGAACCCUGGUAUUCUACAAGAAGCGAGAUGGCAUCGCCUCCACGUUCAAGGUUCUCGAGCCAGUUCUUCAAAAGAGUACAACCAACAGAUCACGAUUUUUGCCCUCAGCCUCACGCCGAGGCCAGACGGAAUUUUUCCGAGAAUAUGAUGAGUUCUACAUUCCAGCCGAGUGCUAUGGACUGAACUUAUUCCAAUCGAGUCUGGCCAUAUCGACGGCACGAGGUGUGGAAGUCUUGACUUUGGAAAAGAAGCAAACGUGGAGUGUACCCAAUUUGAGAAGCGAACAACCGGAAACGCAAGCACAUCUCAGCUCGAUUGCCGGUCGAAUUAAAGAUCUCAAGCCCUUGGGCAUGUUCAGGCUUGGAGAAGCAGAAUUCUUGGUCACAUUCGAGGAGUGUGCUGUCUAUGUCAACAAGCACGGAGACAUAUCGCGUGGAGUGGUGAUGGAAUUUGUGGGUCGGGCCAGAUCGGCUUGUCUCUACGCCCAAUACUUGAUCCUUGUCGACGAUGAUUUUGUGGAGAUUCGAGACGCACAGAACGGUCGACUCAAGCAAGUUAUUGCCGGCAAAGAUAUCAAGUUGCUUGAUGAUGGUGGGGGGGGCUCGGGAGGCGCUCAAACACAGCCACAGGCGGCGUUAGGAGGAGGAAUCAACGGUCUCGGGCUCAAGAACUUUGGAAAUGCACCGCGUACACCAAAAUUGGUACUGCAACAUCCGGAGUAUGAAAAGAGCCACGUCGUUGUUGAGUUGCUGCUGAGCGCGGAAACUGAAUAG
This is a messenger RNA of Rhinocladiella mackenziei CBS 650.93, 5325 nucleotides long. RefSeq lists its product as uncharacterized. The record is from RefSeq and is a predicted model, not a curated record. Gene Ontology annotation, molecular function: guanyl-nucleotide exchange factor activity. The transcript has 2 exons. Lineage: Eukaryota; Fungi; Ascomycota; Eurotiomycetes; Chaetothyriales; Herpotrichiellaceae. The coding region runs from base 1 to 5325 and encodes 1774 amino acids.